AGCACAUCCCUCGAACCUGUCUCCUAACCUACCUACCUACAUAUUUCACUUAAUUCUCCGCCCGUCAAGUUUCUACCUGGUCAAGGGUUACACACUGCGACUUGCAGACCGCGAUUCACGCGACGCCCAACCUCAACCUACACCAAAACCCAAUGACACAUAUGGGUUUCUAAGUACAAAUCUAUCAUCCAUCGCCUGUUGCUUAUCCGCACGUGUCUUCCUUCCUGGAGGCCGCAGUUUUUAUUUGAAUUGUGCAAAUACCUGGAGCAGGACCUAAGCAUCUCCUCCUUUAAGCUCACCAUCUCCCUUCACCUUACUCAUCUCUUCGUCUAUCGCUAGCCUAACUAAUACCUUGAUUUUUUCGGAUGCCUGGACAGCCUUCGUGAUCUCUUCUCCCCCAUCACGCAGACUCCGCAUAUCUGUGUGUCUGUCUGUCUGUCGUUAACACGCCUCGCCCUGAGCCCAUAAACUGCCUUCCCGGUUUCUCUCUCCCAAGACCUUUCUCACCAAGCAAUGUGCACGUCUGCAUGAAGCAUUGCCCUCAUCUCACUUAGUAUGGCUACAGAUUGGAACAAGCUUAAGGUCGUUGACCUAAAGGCUGAAUUGAAGCGUCUUGGACUUCCCCAGAACGGCCUCAAGGCUGAUUUGGUAGCACGCCUGGAAGCUGCAGAGUCUGAGAGAGCAGCUUCGCAGUCCUCAGACACGGCGACCGAAGAGGUCCUGGAUGUUAAUGGCGAAUCCCAGCAACAGCAAGACGCUAUCGAGGCAACAGAACCUUGCCCUUCUGUAGAAUCUCUCCCUGUUGAGCCCCUUCCCGUUAGGCCCAUCAUCGAACGAACCGAAUGUGAGGCCGCUUCCGCGACACAAGCUGCCUCGGAAACGACUAUCGAGACCCAAGAGCCACCGUCGCCCCCAUCUCCCCGACCAACAUCUCUACAGCCUACCGAAGAAGUGCAGGACUCGCAAAAGCGGAAGCGAAGAUCUCUGAGCCCCCCGCCGUCAGUCGAGCAGACUUCACGCAAGAGAGCUAAACAGGAGAAUCAUGACAGCCAGGAGACCCAUGCCGAGGACUCGCCUCCGGACAAGUUCGAUGAAGUUGAGCGCCUGGAGGAGAGGCAAGAAGACCCCACCCAAGCUCCUGUGGAUGUCGAGAUGGGCGAUACAAAGGAAGAUAGCCCCCUCGAACCAGAGAGCAAACAUGGCAACAACGUUGCCCAGCCAAGUCCACCGGACAGCCAUCACCGGGACGAACUGAGUGGACAAUCCUCGGAAAAUAGUGCCCAAGCUACCACCUUCGAAGAACCCCAAGCUGACGAGCCUUCCUCCCGAGAAAUCCUUCAGCCUUACACGGAGCAUCCCACCGAAAUCGAGCGAGACGUGGAGCCAUCCAUCCACCCUGCCACCUCUACACUGUACAUUAAGAACUUUAUGCGACCCCUCCGCCCGCAGGCGGUCAAAGAUCACCUCUUAGACCUAGCUACACCGGUCGGUGCCCCCCCUGACGAUACCAAUAUCGUCGAGUUCUACCUUGACACUAUCCGAACACAUGCGUUUGUGGUGUUUGACAGUAUCUCAGCUGCCUCACGGGUACGUACCGCAUUGCACAGCCGCAUCUGGCCCGACGAGACCAACCGCAAGCCUUUGUGGGUCGACUUCGUGCCACGAGAGCGCUUUGAAGAUUGGGUUAGCAUGGAACAGGCCUCGACCGGCGCCCGUGGUUCUAGCAGCCGCUAUGAAGUCGUGUACGAUAGCGAUGCCAAUGGCAAUGUGGCCGUAAGACUUGAAGAAUGCGACGGCAUGCCGCCCGCUCAGAAACAGGUUGCCCGCGCGCCAACACCUCAGGCCGAGCGCAAGCCGCCCAUCCCCACUGGGCCCUCUCGAUCGUUCCUGGGAGUCGAGGGCGCGCCGCUUGGUCCGCGCGGCUUCCAGCCAGGUCGCGGAUCCAGAAUGGACAGGGUAGACCAGUCCGCACUAUCAACCAAUGCCUAUCCUAGCGUUACGUACCAACCUGUUUCAGACGAGCUGGUCAGACGCCGACUCGACGCAAUUGCUGCAGCGAAGACGAUGGACCAGGACAGAGAUUUCGGCAAAGAAUACAAACGAUACUACUUUGAGAGCGGCGACGUACUCGUUGACAGAGGUCCCGAGAUCUUCUUAGGCAUUCGCCCCCCUCACCGAGAGCGCGAACGAGAACGAGACCGUCGGCACGACCAGGGACGCGACGCGGGACGUGGCCGCCGUGGUGGUAGACCUCGUCGCGGUGGUGGCAUGCCACUUUUCCACGGCGUGCCUAGAGGCGGCGAUCGAUUUCGACCCCAGGAUCAUGCCCCCUCCGGCCCCAACGGUCGGCCGCGGUACGGGGAUGAUAGAGGAGGCCGGCGCGACAAUUACAGCCGUUACUAAUGUCGAUAGGAAACAGGUUUGAUCGAGGCGCUAUGGUCGGCUGAAAAGAAUCGUGGGAAGUAUCGCGAGCAUUGUAUAUGGAUGUACGAAACGCACACGCACGCGCAUGGAACCAAAAGCACGAGGCAUUUCACCGGAGCAUAAAAAAAAAGAGAGAAGCGCCUUGGGCUGGGAACAUCAUGGGCAGAAAGGUCACGUCGGCGCAGAGAAGGGAUAACCCUCCCAAUGCUGAGAGGUCCACCGUAACGUACUGAUUUCCGAGUUGAUAUCGUCUUCCUCUUGUUCUUCUCCGGCCUCGACGGAGGCAUGAUGACUAACAGGGCUGCGAGCCCCGAACCUGUUGCUAGGUAGAGUAGGUGGUGUGCGAUAUGUGGCUAAUAGAGAAACCCCUUCUUUCUAUAUAAAAAAUAAAAUAAAAACCAGAAGAAAAUAAGAACCAGGGCAAAAUAUGCCAUCGACUUGUA
Molecule: messenger RNA, 2867 nt
Organism: Durotheca rogersii
Lineage: Eukaryota; Fungi; Ascomycota; Sordariomycetes; Xylariales; Xylariaceae
Exons: 1
Coding region: 556-2403 (615 amino acids)
Molecular function (GO): nucleic acid binding
Source: RefSeq, a predicted model, not a curated record